This is a messenger RNA of Paramisgurnus dabryanus, 1260 nucleotides long. Its product is annotated as tropomyosin alpha-4 chain-like. Lineage: Eukaryota; Metazoa; Chordata; Actinopteri; Cypriniformes; Cobitidae. The record is from RefSeq and is a predicted model, not a curated record.
GUCAUUGCGGGUGGACUUCAUCCCCUCAUCUGACAAGCAAAAGCACUGUUAUUCCUCUCCCUGCCUCAGGUUUCCCCUUAGUUCCCUGUAAGUACAGACACCCAAAGUACAAAGGGAAGAAUGGAGGCCAUUAAGAAGAAGAUGCAGGUGCUGAAGGUGGAUAAGGAGAAUGCCAUCGACCGGGCGGAGCAGGCUGAAUUUGAUCAGAGAGCUGCAGAAGAAAAGUGUAAACAGCUGGAAGAUGAGUUGAUUGCUUUACAGAAGAAACUAAAGGGAACAGAAGAUGAGCUGGACAAAUAUUCUGAAACUCUCAAAGACGCGCAGGAGAAACUGGAACAAUCUGAGAAAAAGGCAGCAGAUGCAGAAGGUGAGGUGGCAUCUCUGAACCGCAGGAUCCAGCUGGUGGAGGAUGAACUGGACCGGGCUCAGGAGAGACUGGCCACCGCUCUCCAGAAACUAGAGGAGGCUGAGAAAGUGGCUGAUGAGAGUGAAAGAGGUAUAAAGGUGAUUGAGAAUCGUGCGAUGAAAGAUGAGGAAAAGAUGGAGAUUCAGGAAAUGCAGCUCAAAGAAGCCAAACACAUCGCAGAGGAAGCCGAUCGGAAAUAUGAAGAGGUCGCUCGAAAGCUGGUCAUUUUGGAGGGCGAAUUAGAAAGGGCAGAAGAGAGAGCAGAGAUUGCUGAACUUAAAGGUGCAGAGCUGGAAGAAGAGUUAAAAAAUGUAACCAACAAUCUCAAGUCUUUAGAAGCCCAAUCAGACAAGUACUCGGAUAAGGAGGACAAAUUUGAAGAAGAGAUCAAAGUUCUCGGUGAUAAACUGAAAGAGGUUGAAACCCGUGCCGAGUUUGCAGAAAGGACGGUGGCCAAACUGGAAAAAACCAUCGAUGACCUUGAGGAUGGUCUAGGUCAGGCUAAACAACAGAACCUGGAGAUGCAUCAGGUCUUGGAUCAAACACUACAAGAGCUCAACAGCUUGUAAACUUGCGAGAGGAGAAAUCCACACAAAGAACAUUCCAGAUUUCCACGUCACUAUGGUGUUUUAUGUAAUGUGUUUUUGUUUCCUGAUAUGUUAUGUCAUUUUUUGGAAAUAUUUUCUACCUUUUCUAAUUGGUUAAAAUGUCCUGUGAUGCCAUUUGUCCAUGUUACAGAGGUCUAGCAUUGACCUUACAUUGUACUUGACCCAAACCUGUUUAAUGGCUCCAGUGCAGUGCACACUACAUUUUUCAGAGUUAGAUUAAAAAUUAUUGCUCAUUACAACUUGUAA